Lathyrus sativus (Indian pea) is the source of this 1749-nucleotide messenger RNA. The record is from the annotation of a GenBank genome assembly. NCBI's taxonomy places the organism in Eukaryota, Viridiplantae, Streptophyta, Magnoliopsida, Fabales, Fabaceae.
AUGGAACUCUUGCACUCACACGCUUCCGAUUUCCCAACUCGCCACCAUUUCCUAUCCAAAACCACCACCACCACCACCAUCACCACUACUCACCAACGCCUACUCUCCCUCUUCUUCCCCACCCGAACCGCCCGUGUCACCGGCCUCCGCUGCUCGUCUCCCAGAGCAUGCGCGGUGGAACUCCCCGGCGGAGAAAAGAUGGUGAUAAAGCUUGUCGGUGCUUUCAGCGACUUGACAGAAAGGAUGAAGGUGCUGUCAACAAGUUCCUCCGGUCUUCUCUUCAAAUCAUUGAAACUAUCUAUUCCAGUUCUUCAAGGUUCCCCUCUUACUCCUGAUGGCCGUUCUCCUCUUUCCAAAGCCUUAUCCAUUGCUGUUCUUCUAGCUGAUCUUCAGAUGGAUGCAGAAGUUAUAUCAGCCGGAAUAUUGAGACAAGUGAUGGAAGUACGCGGCUUAAGUCUACAUGAAAUUCGAAACCAGAUAGGUUCUUCCACGGCUAAUUUGGUGCACGAAAGUUUGCGUGUUAACAACUUUGCGUCUAGAGUAGACAUUCUGGAUGAUGAGAAUGCUGCUACUUUGAGAAAGUUCUGUUUAACUUACUAUGAUAUCAGGGCUUUGAUUUUGGACUUGGUUUUGAAGCUUGAUAUGAUGAGGCAUAUUGGUCAUCUUCCGAGGUAUCAGCAGCAGAUACUUUCUCUGCAAGCUAUGAAAAUAUAUGCCCCUCUUGCUUAUGCUGUGGGAACUAACUACAUAUCGCUUGAAUUGGAAGAUCUCUCGUUUCGGUAUUUGUUUCCUUAUUCGUAUCUUUACGUGGAUACGUGGUUAAGAAGUCAGGAGACUGGAGGUAUAUCGGUUAUUGACGUAUACAUGGACAAACUGCUUCAGUCGUUAAAUGCUGAUCCCUUACUCGCGGAGUUGGUGGAGGAUAUCUCAGUUAAAGGUCGAUAUAAAAGCCGUUACAGCACGAUGAAGAAGCUCUUGAAGGAUGGGCGAAGGCCAGAAGAUGUAAAUGACGUGCUUGGGCUAAGAGUGGUGUUGAAUCCUAAGCCGGGAAGUAAUGCAAUAGAAGAUGGAGAAAGAGCAUGCUAUAGGGCUCAUAAGAUCAUUCAAUCUAUGUGGAAAGAAAUUCCGUCUCGGACUAAAGAUUAUAUUGCUAGGCCUAAAGGGAAUGGAUACAAAAGUUUGCAUAUGGCAGUGGAUGUAAGUGACAUUGGGAGGACUAGGCCUUUGAUGGAAAUACAGAUAAGAACAACCGAAAUGGAUAGGUUAGCUGUUGGUGGAGUGGCGUCUCAUUCGUUAUACAAGGCCGGUCUUACUGAUCCCGAGGAGGCAAAGCGUCUGAAGGCGAUCAUGGUUGCUGCAGCUGAACUAACUGCUUUGCGCCUUAGAGAUUUUCCAAGUGCAAAUCAUAAAGGGAUUGGGUUUGAUCAGAGGGAUAGAGUAUUUCGCCUUCUUGACAAAAACGGAGAUGGUAAAAUAAGCAUUGAGGAACUUACAGAGGUGAUAGAGGAGCUUGGUGCACCAGGAGAAGAUGCACACGACAUGAUGCUGCUCCUUGACUCGAACAGUGAUGGCUCCCUCAGCUCUGAUGAAUUCCAUACGUUCCAAAAACAGGUUGAGAUGGUGCGAAAUUUAGAGGACAGAGAUGACGAGUACAAGAAAAUAUUGGAUGAGAAGCUUCAUAUGGCAGAUGAAAGUGGUCUAAUUCAGGUUUUUAAUAAGGAGUUCGGAAACAGGCUUGUAAGCCAGUGA